Molecule: messenger RNA, 1057 nt
Organism: Closterium sp. NIES-67
Lineage: Eukaryota; Viridiplantae; Streptophyta; Zygnematophyceae; Desmidiales; Closteriaceae
Source: the annotation of a GenBank genome assembly
UGUGGUUUCCGUGGUCGCAGUCCUUGCGCACUCUCGCUCUCUGCCACACGAUCUCGCUUUCGGCCCCUAAAUCUCGCGGUCCGCCCCUCUCUCUCGCUCACUGCUCGGUUCUCUCGCGGUCCGCCCCCCUCUCUCGCUCACUGCUCGUCUCUCUCUCUCUCUCUGUCCCACGCUCGCCCCUCUCCCUCGCGUGCCGUCCCUCUCUCUCGCCUUCCGCCCCUCUCUCGCCUUCCGCCUCUCUCUCGCCUUCCGCCCCUCUCUCGCCUUCUGCCCUCUCGCUCGCCUUCCGCCCCUCUCUCUCGCCAGCACUGCACGUUUCCCGCCCCUGGCAGCAGUUGGUGAAUCCCGCGGCCGCCACCACCAGGCCCGCCGCAAGCCUCUCUCAUUCCGCCGCGUCUCUCCUCGUCACACAUAGCCGUCACGCCGCACCGGGAUGGCCCCUUCAGCGCUCCUCCCCGCGCCCACCUGCACGUCCCGCCUACUUCCUGGCCUUCCGUCGCCCGCCCUCCCAUCCUCCCGCCAUGUGCACCAAUCAGCUAUUCCCGCGCGGCAAUUCUCCCGGACCACGCUCAGCUCCGCGCCGGCUUCAUGGUCUGUUGUGCGCGCCGUAGGUGGCGGGGGCGGCGCGGGCGGGCCGGAGACGUUCUUGUCGCUGGAGGAGGCGGGGCUGGUGGAGCUGGCGGGGCUCGACACGCACGAGCGCUUCCUCGCGCGCCUCACGAUUUCUUCGCUGAACCUCCUGCGGGUUGUAUCAGAGCAGGAGGGCGUGCCUAUAGAGGAGCUCAACGCGGGCCGCGUGUGCGACUGGUUUCUCAAGGACAAGGCCAAGAGGGAGGAGGACAUCGACUCCGCUGUUCUUAAGUGGCCAAAGGCCCCUGAGUGGUGAUUCGUGGUGGGCUCCAAUGGAAGACCCCGGCGCGUUAGUCCGAAGGAGAAGUUGACUCUAGAGACAGGGUUUAUCUUAGAAACUUAGGACUAAAGUGUCAACUUAUACAUAUUAUCUAUGUAGAAGUUAUAGGCUAGACUGAGGUAUGCUUCUAGUGAGUACAACCAACUA